Molecule: messenger RNA, 2590 nt
Organism: Physcomitrium patens
Lineage: Eukaryota; Viridiplantae; Streptophyta; Bryopsida; Funariales; Funariaceae
Source: RefSeq, a predicted model, not a curated record
AGUGUAGAGUUAUUUAUUGAGCCCAUCAUGUGAUGAUCUGAUGUUGUACCUCCGGUUUAUCGGUACUCUGUUGCCAGCUUUCAAUUGUCAAACUCCACAGAUGUUUCAGCCUUUUCGUCUCUCUGAGCAACAUUGCCCCGCCCACCCCCACCCGUCCACGUGAUUCUUGGGGGUGCGUAAUUAGCAUAGUUGCGUCCUCCAUGAAAGUACUUCGCAUGCGAAAUACGACGUCGAUUACGAAAUGAUAUGGCUUCAAGGCUUCACCUCGAGCACGAUUUGGUGGCGUCGAAGGCACUGAGAUGCUCUGGCAUGCAGUUGUCCCUUCUUGAACACAAAUCAUCGCUGUACGAACAGUGGAGAACAAUGCUCCCCUUCUGAUCGUAGGGCAGCCCUGCGCACCUGACGGGUGCUUAGCGGAGCCGAGGUUGCCCAGCCAGUCGUCGCGCGCAGCGACUGAUUAAGCCUUUGCAUCUACAAGUCGACCGAGUGACCUUGUCCUCGCUGCACCUACUGUUUACAUUUGAAUUUAAAUCAAGCCACCCGCAGAAACAAGGAGCCACCGCUGUUUUAUCCAACGAUUUACAAAAUUAUGUAGCAUAGAUUGAGCCCCAACUCGUACUCAGAGUAAAUGAGAUUUGAGCAAGUUGUUCAGAAUGUAUACUUUUUCUAUUUGGAACUUCGAUACUGCCAUGAGCGAUCCCUUAGUUGCGACUGUAGCGUAGUAAUGACAAGGUCGAACCCAGUUGCUGCUUGAUUGGGUAAAGUGAACAUUGGCGAUGGCGGCCCUGCUUCAAGCUUCGACUGCCCUAUCGGCCGAUUGGGGUAGAGCCCUACAAACCAAUGGCUCGAUAAAGACCCCGAGCUCCAAUAUUUCUUUGAUGAUCUUGGUACAAUGUAGAUCUGUUCCCAGCUUUGAAGGUACAAGCUUAAACAAGCUAUUGUGGCAAACAAAACCUUACACUAAAAGGCAAGCGAAUAGUCUCUCAGGGAUUGCUCGAGCUGGUUGGAAAUCAGAUUAUACGAUAAUAGAGAAAACCUGUCAAGUAGGGGAUCACCUCUUAGAUGACUUGAGUACUUACAUCAUUCGCCGAACUUAUAAUCUGAUUUCCAACCAUCUACCGCUCGACUGGGACCCCCUAGCUUUCCUUCCGCUCAACAUUCAAUCCAACCUUCACAAAAAUGAAGCCCUUGCAACCUUAUUACUUCGCGAAGCACUAGUGUUUGUUUUCUUUUACAUCUUGUAUCGACAGGUAAAUCGAUUCUGCAAGUGGUUGUAUAGAGCGUACGUGAGAGCGGAACGGAUUAAAAUUCAGGGUAAGGAGCAGGCGUUUGAUGUCACUGAUUUUGGCGAAGUCGAUUAUGCAUUAUCACCAUUUCGAGCUGCUCGAAGACCUCUUCGUUACAUUAUUAUGCUAUGGGCCAGCACGAAAUUGUUGUGGGUAUUAUCUGUAGUGUUUAAGUUGGAAGCAUUAAUCACAGCGGAUUUAGUAUACGACGUCCGGGCAUCGUCUUUCGUCAUUACAAUCACUUGGUUUUUUUUCCGUUGGAAACGUCUGUACGUUGAAGACCUCCUGAAAAGAAAACCACAAGAUGAAAGCCAAGUAUUCGCUCUUGACAAAAUAGCGUCGCUGCUUCUGUAUGGCCUAGCAGUGUCAUGCGUUGCUGAGGUCUUGGGCUUGGCACUCGGCUCACUCCUUGCAGUUGGUGGAGUCUCUGGUUUAGCAGUGGGUUUAGCAGCCCAACAGGUUGUGGGGAACAUGUUCGGUGGCGCAUCUCUCUUCCUUACCCGGCCAUUUGAUAUCGGUGAAAACAUUAAGGCAGGGGAUAUUUCAGGACGUGUGCAGGAUAUUGGAUUCAUGCAAACCAAGGUGCAGGGUUUCGACGGCGUCCCUAUUCUUGUUCCUAAUCAAUCUUUUACCAGUCAGGUCAUCACUAACUUUUCAAGGGCAAAGACCAGGGUGCUUGAGGCAACCUUUCAACUGGAUAACAGACACAUCUUCAUGGUGAACAAUAUAACAAAGACGGUUACGGAAUACUUGGCUUCACAUCCAAGCGUUGACAACGCCAACACUAGUCCCUUCUGCUAUUUGAAGAACAUGGAAGAUGACGGCCCUGAGAUAGCCCUUUCCUGUGUAAUUAAAGCCACAAGAAGUGCAAUCUACUACAGUAUCCAACAAGAGAUUCUCGUGCAUGUUGCCCACAUCAUUACUGAUAUUUUGGGGACCGAUUCUCCAUUCACGCCUCUCCAAUCACCAUCUUCUUCUGUUCUAGAAUCUGUCGGUAGUAGUGAAGGUCAUGUGCUGUAACCUUCACCGAUGCAAAGUUAUGCAUGAUCUUCAUCCCUUCCGAUUCUUCCAUGUGUUAUAUACAAGCCUAGGAGUUACAUGCAGUACAAGUCGGCGUCCAAAUUCUCUGACCUAGUAGUACUGAAAAAAUUAUUUAAGCACAUGCUCCUCAGAAGCUGUACAGACGUACUUCGAAGACAAAUAUUGUCUUUGUCUAUUAGGUAACGAAAAGUAAUAUAUGUAGCUAUUUUUGUUCCUGAACUGCCUGUUUUAUAGCAUACGACUCACAAAGUCCACUUUCUGCA